Effrenium voratum is the source of this 2870-nucleotide messenger RNA. NCBI's taxonomy places the organism in Eukaryota, Dinophyceae, Suessiales, Symbiodiniaceae. The record is from the annotation of a GenBank genome assembly.
AGGUACGCAGGCUUGGGGUUCGAUGACAACAUCAUGGGGGACCCCGCCACGCCGGGGGCGCAGAACGUGUGCAUGCUGGCGGCCUUCGGGAACGGCGGCGUGGUGGACGACAACUGUGUGCCCAUCGUGGGGACCACGGCGAAUGAGUUCAACGGCAAUCCGGAGCAGCAUUACUUCGGUAUGGAGGGCUUUGACUGUGGCUUCAACUUCAUGGCCUACUCGGCAGGUGAUACCAUCAAUUGGAACUAUCCCUUGGGCAACACCUGCAUUGGAGAUGCCGACCUGGACCUUGGGCUCACCUCGAUUUAUUGCAUGUUUUCCAGCAGCUGCGGACUGGGAGGAGCUGCGGAGACAACCACAACCACGACCACAGUGACCACGGGGACAACAACCUCCGCCACUUCAACGGCCACCAGCACGGUGUCUACCAUUUCAUCCACGUACACCGCAACCAGCAUCACGGCCACUCAAACUUUGACCUCUUCUACAGCCACGGCGACUACCGUGUCCGCCACAUCAACGCUGACGACAAAGACGGCAACGACUUCGCAGACUAUGCCACCGACCACAACUGUCACCACGGUCACAACGGUGACCGCUACACAGACUGCCACAGAGACAGCUGUGGCAACAACUGUGGCAACAACUACGACAACAACUACGACAACAACUACUACGACGACAACUGAGGCAACCACUACGACAAUAACUACGACAACAACUGUGGCAACAACUACGACAACAACUGCGACAACAACCACGACAACAACCACGACAACUGUGGCAUCAACUACGACAACAACUGUGGCAACGACUACGACAACAACUACGACAACGACUACGACAACAGUGGCAACAACUACGACAACGACUACAACAACAACUGUGGCAACAACUACGACAACACCUGCGGCAACAACUGUGGCAACAACUACGACAACACCUGCGGCAACAACUGUGGCAACAACUGAGACCCAAUCGGACACAUCAACUUCCACCACACCUGGCACAACGCAGGGACCUACCACUAGCACAGCAACCACGACUUCACCAGGAACAACAACAGCUGCAAUUACCACUACAGCAGCCACCACCACAAUUUCUUCUGCGCAAACGACUACCAUUUUAGACACUACCAAUGCUCCUGUGACCUCUACUAUGCAGAAGUCUUCCACCCCUGCGGCGCCAACAGAUUUGCCAUCCACAACGAAUGCAACUUUUGCAACGACUGCGUCAAUUAAUGCCACCUUUGACACAGGCAGAGCCUGCACUGAUGUGCCUCAGAUCGCCAACAGCGUGGAUCUCUCCCACUGCGUGGAUACGGGGAGCAACGAGAGCUGCCAGGUCGCGUGCGCAGCGGGCUACACCCAUGGGGUUCCACAUAGUCGUGUGGAAGGUGCUGCAACUCUUGACCAUGGCGCUGUGUGCAGAUGGCUGCGAUCAACCAAGGAUUUCCCGAUCUUGAUCUGCCGGGAUGGUUUUUGGCAUGCGCAAGGUGAAUGCUUCCAGGAUGGCGCGAAUGCGACGCAAGUGGGCGCUGCGCAGAUCCUGCUUCAGCUCAGCUUGGAGAUCGAUGGUGCAGCUGAAAGUGGCCUGGCCUGGGCCCAGCAGCACCAGGAGCCGCUGCACUGGGCCUUCGCCAGGACACUUAGCAACCACCCGGCUGAGCUGCGCCUGGAGCUCCUGGCGCCCCCGGCGUCGGCUCGCACGCGGCGCCUUUCGGUGGCCUUCGGGGCACGGCUCACGUGGCUGCUGGGGGCAGCGCCAUCCCUCGCCGCGCUACAGCAAGCAGCGCAGGAGCUGGCGUCGCUUGCUGAGGUGGAUGGGCAGACCCGCUUCGAAACGGCGCUCCGCGAGCAGCUGAACACCACCAUUGCCGCCACCGCCCAGACCAGCGGCCCAGAGGUGAUCGAGGGCUACCUCCUGCCGGAGGCCCACUGGCAGCUAGGCGCUUGGGACACCGCCAGCUGCGACGCCGUCUGCGCGGAUGGCGGCAACCUGUCGGCGGCGGAGGAGGUGGCGGAGGUCUUCUGCAGCCGGGGGAUGUGGAUGCUGUGUGCAGGCCCCGCGGAAGCCUUCGCCGGCAGCCCGCCCAGCGGGACGCGGCCCUGCCGCCAGUGUGCCGCGGGUCCCCAGGAGGCAGCGGUGCCAGUGUGGGCAGUGUUGCUGGGGCUCGCAGUGGGCUUUUGUUGCUGCACGAUCUUGGGCGUGUUCCUGGCCGGGAAGUGCCUCAAGUGGGUGGCGAGGGCCAUGCCGGCGACGCCGUUCGCGGGGAAGCAGAACCUGAAGGACAUGAAGAUGGAGGCCAAAUACCACGUGCAGCCUGCGGCGAGGCGCAUGAAGUCUCGGAAGACUGUAGGCUUCGAGGACACAGAGGGCGGCUUCCUGCGGCGGCUCACCACCAUGCGGCCAACCAGCUCCAUGCAGAGCGCGCGGUCCACGCAGACGGGUGCUUCGGAGGCGGAGGUGGCGGGGACCAAGACCAAGGUGAUUUGGGACGUGGACAUGUCGCAGCUUUCGACCAUGUUUGUGCAGCAGACCUAUUCCUCAAAUGUGGCGCCUGAGAACUCGAACCCGUCGUCGCCCAGCCCAACUGGCCGUGCUCAAAGAGUUGGAAAGAAGCCAUCUUUCGAGAUCGAGGACGUUGAAAACCAGAAAUCUGGCAAUGAAAGCCCCAGCCAGCUUUCACCGGCUGGCCGAGAGCGAUCGGGGACCUUACUGGACAUGCCGGAUGGCCCUGUCUGUAAACUCGAGACAGUUGAGACUACCAUCACCCUUCGAAACUCAACUCUGUGAUUCUCACAGUGCGAGUCUGUUUUGGUUGAACUUGAUGGCCAUUGCGAGCACCAUUACCACCUGUUGGAUGUGGU